CACAUUUUAUAAACCACUCUUCCCUUUUUAUAAAAGAUCAUCAUAUUUUGUACCAUUUUUUACCCGCUACCACCGCAUAUCUCGCUAAAAAAUUAUCAUGGCUUCACCCGUUUCUUCCAUUUCUUCAAUUUCUUCUAUGUCUUCAUCGUCUUCGUCCGAGUGGUAUUCAUCAUCUUCGGAAGAGGAUGUUAUUAUGCACAACAUGAUUAUGAACGCGGCUCAGGUGUUCAUGGCAGCCGCUGAAGGGUCGUCCCAACCGCUAACCAGACGAGCAAAAUAUAACCGAGACCAAGAAGCCGGCCACGAUAAACUAGUAGCCGAUUAUUUUGCCGACGAACCCGUGUACCCAGCCGAGAUUUUUCGACGUCGUUUCCGCAUGAGUCGUCAACUGUUCUUACGUAUUGCAGACGACAUGGCCCAGUCUGAUCCGGCAAUUGGAAAGGAAUUAGAAGUUCGGUUUGUCAGCUUGCUUCCAAGAAACUCCACGAAAUGUUAA
Molecule: messenger RNA, 496 nt
Organism: Helianthus annuus (common sunflower)
Lineage: Eukaryota; Viridiplantae; Streptophyta; Magnoliopsida; Asterales; Asteraceae
Exons: 3
Coding region: 98-496 (132 amino acids)
Source: RefSeq, a predicted model, not a curated record